AUUUUCAGUGGUGUUUAGUGAAGUAUUUAAUUUGGUGUAGAACCCUUCCAUUCACCUAUAUUGCGACGGUGAGAUUCCUGUAACAAUGGGACGUAUACAAAUUGUUUAUGCACAGGAUGAUAGUGUUGCUGGACGAAUUACUCAUCCUGGUAAACAGGUAAUUGACCAACGUACUGGUAAAGUAAUCAAAGUUAGACGAGAGACUCCAGAUGAUUACUUAGAAGUACUAAAACCCGUGAAGGGUCCCAAGCGUAUGGAAUUUAAUCCAAACCUUCCAAAGACACUUACUCCUAAAGGAUAUGCUAAGCUUAAAAUAAUGAUGAGUGUUGCGAGUAAACAGUACGAGGCACUAACUCGACAAUUGAAAGCUGAACGAAGACUUUGGGAAGAUCCUGAUUUCCCGGCUCAUAGUAGUUCUAUAGGUGAUAUGAAAGAAUUUCGAGAACAACUGGAAUGGAAACGACCACGCGAAAUAAAUCCAAAGGCUACAUUUUUCGCCGCAGGUGCAAGCCGCUUUGAUGUCGAACAAGGAGCAUUGGGCGAUUGUUGGUUACUUGCAGUGGUAGCCUCUAUUGCAGGUUAUCCGCAGCUGUUCGAUCACGUGGUGCCAAAAAACCAAGUUUUACAAGGACCUGAUUAUGUUGGUGUUAUACGUUUUCGAUUUUGGCGAUUCGGUCAAUGGGUUGAAGUUCUUGUUGAUGACCGCCUUCCAGUUCGUAGAGGUCGUAAUAGUCUUGCCUUUAUGCAUUCAAAUGAUCCUACAGAAUUCUGGUCAGCUUUAUUAGAAAAAGCGUAUGCAAAGUUGAAUGGCUGUUAUGCUCACCUAUCUGGAGGAACACAAAGUGAAGCAAUGGAAGAUUUGACUGGUGGUAUUUGUGAAUCACUUGAGCUGAAUGAAAAAGAACGUCCACGAGACCUCUUAAACCAGUUGAAAGUUUACGCUCAACGUUGCUGCCUAAUGGGAUGCAGUAUUGAUUCAACUGUGGUUGAACAGAGGUUGGAUAAUGGACUCAUUGCUGGUCAUGCCUACAGUCUAACAGGUGUAUAUCCUGUUAGUUAUCGUGGUGGUCUUCAGUGGUUAAUGCGCUUACGUAAUCCAUGGGGUGACAGUCAUGAAUGGAAAGGUGCAUGGUGUGACGGUUCGCCUCAUUGGAGAGAAAUAACUGAGGAGGAAAAAAGGAAAAUACAUUUAAACUUUAGAGAGGACGGAGAAUUUUGGAUGUCAUAUGAAGAUUUUGUCACAUGUUUUUCAAGAGUUGAAGUAUGCCAUUUAGGUUUGGAAAGUUUAGAGUAUGAUCAAGAUUUUCGUGGUAAAAGACGAUUGGAUGAAGCCAUUUUCUCUGGUCAAUGGCAGCGCAAUGUAAACGCUGGUGGUUGCAUAAAUAAUCGAUCAACCUAUUGGACAAAUCCACAAUUUCGUAUCACUGUUCAAGAUCCAGAUACCGAUGACAAUGAUUUGAAAUCUACAGUUAUUAUCGGUUUAAUGCAAAAAGAUGUCAGGAAGAAACUUGGAGCGGAAUAUCAACCGAUUGGUUUUAUGGUUUAUAAUGCACCUGAAGAUCAAACGGCUUUAUUGACACGAGCACAACUUUUAACUAAAUCGCCUAUAGCUAAAUCACAGUUCAUCAAUACACGUGAAGUUACUGCCCAGUUUCGUGUACCACCGGGAGCAUAUGUUAUAAUACCAAGUACAUUUGAUCCAGAUAUUGAAGCGAAUUUUAUAUUACGCGUUCUUUCACAAGUACCAAUGUUACAAGAGGAACUUGAUGACGAUAACACUAACCAAGGUCUACCUGAAGAUGUCAUAGAAGCGGUGAAACUGGAAGACACAUUAUUGGAAGAAGAUCAAGAAAUUGAAAGGAAAUUUUUGGCUAUUCGUGAUCCAAAAACUUUAGCUAUUGAUGCUGUAAAAAUGGGUGAACUUCUGAACAACAGUACACUACAGGAUAUACCUCAUUUCCAAGGAUUCAAUAAGGAAUUAUGUCGUAGUAUGGUCGCUUCCGUAGAUAAUAACCUAACUGGUCUUGUGGAACUAAAUGAAUUCAUGGACCUAUGGAUUCAAGCCAAAGGAUGGAAAGCUCGUAAUCAUCAGUUUGAGAACAGUUGGGAACCUGGGAGUAUCAGAUGGCCGCUUCGUCGUAGUUUGGGAUUCUUCAGCAUUGUGCGCCACUUAUCUUACUAAGAAAUCCCACAGUAGGACGUAAUAGCUACCCAAUUCUCCUGCUUUUUCAAUGGUUCCCCAUGUGAUGUAAAUCCAUUAUGAAUGCGACCCUAAAAGCAGUCAAUCUGCAAAAACCUCCGAACUAAAUUUUCGUUUUACCUCUCUCCUUCUCUUCGUGUAACUUUCUACGACGUUUGACGUUUUUUUCCUGUUUUUCAUUUGACUGCCUUGUAUCGUCGUGCGCUAAUGUGAGGUGUGCCAACUUGAACCGUGGGUAGUAAUUCCUUGUCCUAUAUUGGUAAUGACCGGUUGACUGACAACCUACUUAUCAGUAGCAUAUUUACAAGUUGUGAUAAUAUUAUGUCACUUUCAGAUUGCUGCAUUUCGUCUUGUCAGCAAUACAUUUGUCGUUUUUCCUUUCUAAUUGAACCAGAUUUGAACCGAUUUCAGACAGCUUGAUCAGGAAGCUGGUGCAAUCCUAGGAGAUGGACACUUGCUCACUUUACUUUCACAUGACAGAUAGGCGAAACUCUCAUCGACCUAAGUGAAAAUAAGACCUAGAACAUAUGUCUCAGUUGGGUUUUCAUGAUAGCUCAGCCACAGCCUUAACUUUAAUCUCAAUUGUAAUCACUCUUCCUAUACGUCGAAAAGUAAUCUACGAAAAAACUAUUUGAGCUGAAACGGUUUACAUCUGCAUUUACAUUUAUUUAGCUAUUUACAUAGAUUUUUUCUGACUAAUCGCUUCCAAAAUUUUAAUUCCUUCUUGUGUGCUUUUGUAUCCUGUAUUCUUAGCACAUUUUCCUAAAACACGACAUUGACCAAAGCGGAUUCUUCAAUGCCUAUGAAUUUAGAGAAGCUUUAAAUGAUGCAGGUUUCCAUGUAAGCAAUCGGUUGUUCAAUGCUAUAGUACACCGAUAUCAAGAGCCUGGUACAAAUCACAUAAGUUUUGAAGAUUUUAUGCUGUGUAUGGUACGACUGAAAACUGCCUUUGAAACAACUGAAGCACAUCCAAAGAAUCUUGAGGGCACAUCAUUGUUUAACAAUGAAGAUUAUCUACGCUUUUCUGUUUAUAUAUAAUUCUAAUUUGAUGUCGAUUGAACACAUUUCAAACAAAAAAUAACAAAAAUAAUUGAUAAUUCUCGCUUUUAACUACUGAUGCUCAAGUAUUUUAAAAGUUCUUUUUUGAGAAAAAACUAACUUUCACGAAAAUUCACCUAUUUGUAGUUUCUUUACUUUCUUUGAAAAAAAGUAUAUUCAAAAGCUCUUUGAAUACGCUUCAAGAUAUUUUGAAUUC
Messenger RNA from Heterobilharzia americana, 3455 nucleotides. Lineage: Eukaryota; Metazoa; Platyhelminthes; Trematoda; Strigeidida; Schistosomatidae. The record is from the annotation of a GenBank genome assembly.